AUGGAUGACUCUAAUGUGGAUAUAGCUCGUUCAACUCCCAGUCCAUCUCCUGGGGACACUGGUGAAGAUUCGAACAGAGGCCCGCCCAUCACAAUCAAUGAAUUAGUGCAGUUAUCUCACAUUGGAAUUCCUAACGAACAGGUUACCUGGACACGAGUAACCAUGUUGUCAGACAAAUGGAUCUCUGUUCGACAUGACACUCGGGCAGACUUCUCAUCUAGAAGAGCUGUGGUGACGAUCCUAAGCCCAAUAGAGGGAACUAUAUCUUAUGCAGGGUCCACAAGUGCAGAUUCAGUGCUGAUGAAUCCAUGCUACCCUGUGAUUGCUCUGAAAGCUGGCCUGAGGUUUGAGGUGUUCAACCUGGAGUCCAAGCAGCUGGUGUGUAAGGUCAGGUUCCAGGACCCUGUCAUCUACUGGACCUGGCUGACAGCAGAUGUCAUCGCCAUGGUGACUGACCUGGCAGUCUACCACUGGACUGUAGAUCAAGGACAAUCUUCUGCCCAGCCAGAACUGGUGUUCCAUCGGCACAGCAGGCUGGCCUUCAGUGAGAUUGUCAGCUACAAAGCUGACCCAAGUCUCCGCUGGCUGGCUCUGACUGGACUCACUCCAGAGGAUGACCGAAUCUCAGGUGUGGCGCAGCUGUACAACAGAGAUGAAGAGAUCACUCAGUGCAUCAGUGCCCACGCCGUCUGCUUCUCCAGCUACCACUUCCCUGGCAACCCUUACCCAUCCACAGUCUUCUGUGUCAGCUCCAGAGAGGCUCAGGAUCAUGGGAAGGUCCAUGUCAUCGAGCUAGGCCCGUACAAGCUGGGCAACUUUGCUCCAAGAAACUGUUAUGACCAUCUGCAUUUUCUAGAUGACCUGGAGCGGUAUGACUUCCCUGUAUCACUGCAGAUCUCGGUGGACUAUGGCCUGCUGUUUGUGGUCACCAAGUAUGGCUACCUGUACAUGUGUGACAUGGAAACGGCCAUGUGUCUGUGCUGUACCCGGGUCGCUGUGGAUGUCAUCUUUGCUGCAGUGCUGAAUACCAACACACAGGGAAUCCUGGCCAUAACACGUGGUGGACAGGUUAUCACAAUUGAUUUAAAAAAGGAUGGUUUUAUCACGUAUCUACGCGAGCAGGUCAAGACAGCCUACAGAGCUAACCGCUUCGAGAAAGCCAUCUGCCAGUGA
Messenger RNA from Candidula unifasciata, 1173 nucleotides. The record is from the annotation of a GenBank genome assembly. Lineage: Eukaryota; Metazoa; Mollusca; Gastropoda; Stylommatophora; Geomitridae.